Molecule: messenger RNA, 1287 nt
Organism: Vombatus ursinus (common wombat)
Lineage: Eukaryota; Metazoa; Chordata; Mammalia; Diprotodontia; Vombatidae
Product: sushi, nidogen and EGF-like domain-containing protein 1
Biological process (GO): heterophilic cell-cell adhesion; establishment or maintenance of epithelial cell apical/basal polarity
Cellular component (GO): protein-containing complex; plasma membrane
Molecular function (GO): calcium ion binding
Source: RefSeq, a predicted model, not a curated record
CUUCUGUGUGUCUGACCCUCCGUCCCUGUCUGAAUGGAGGGAAGUGUAUUGAUGACUGCAUUACUGGGAACCCCUCCUACACCUGCUCCUGCCUUGCAGGCUUCACAGGGAAGAAAUGCCACCUGGAUGUGAAUGAGUGUGCCUCCCGUCCAUGUCAGAAUGGAGGGACCUGUACACACGGUGUAAACAGUUUCCGUUGCCAAUGCCCCCCAGGCUUCAAAGGGCCCACCUGUGGGACAGUGGAAUCCCCAUGUGACACCAAGGACUGUCAGAAUGGUGGAGAAUGCCAGGCUGGAAAUGGGACUGCAGAGUGCAUGUGCCAGUCAGGGUACACAGGAGAAAACUGUGAAAUCGAUAUAAACGAGUGUGACUCUGACCCGUGCAUGAAUGGGGGGAGAUGUGUGGAUCUGGUGGCUAACUACACCUGCCUGUGUUCAGAGCCCUUCCUCGGCCCUCGCUGUGAGUUAGGAGGCCCCAGAAUCCCAAGUGCCUGUCUCUCCAAUCCAUGCCAGAAUGAGGGCACCUGCCUGGAAACAGACCAGGGCUACCUCUGCGAGUGCCCAGAUGGAUACACAGGCUCCGACUGUGCAGAAAAGCUCCCAGAAGACUGUGAGUGCCGGAAUGGGGGGAGAUGCCUCGAUGGAAAUUUCACCCUCUGCCACUGCCCCCCAGGAUAUUUUGGAAUCCUUUGUGAAUUUGAAGUCACCGCCACACCGUGCAACGUAAACACCCAAUGUCCUGACGGCGGUUACUGCAUGGAGUAUGGCGGGAGUUACCUCUGCGUGUGCCACACUGACUACAGUACCAACCACUCUCUGCCCUCUCCCUGCGACUCAGAUCCCUGCCUCAACGGGGGCUCCUGCGAUGCUCAUGAUGACUCCUACACCUGCGAGUGCCCACGAGGCUUCCAUGGCAAGCACUGUGAGAAAGUAAGGCCGAGACUGUGCAGCUCUGGGCCCUGCCGGAACGGUGGGACAUGCAAGGAGUCCAACGGGGAGUACCAAUGCAGCUGCCCCUAUCGGUUCACAGGGAAGCACUGUGAGAUAGGAAAGCCAGAUUCUUGUGCCUCUGGCCCUUGUCAGAAUGGAGGGACCUGCUUCCAUUACAUCGGCAAAUACAAGUGCGACUGUCCACCAGGGUACUCAGGGCGGCACUGUGAAAUAGCUCCCUCUCCUUGCUUUAUGAGCCCCUGUGAAAAUGGCGCCACCUGCAACGAUCUUGGCAAAGACUAUACCUGCCGCUGCCGUGCUGGGUACACUGGGAAACGCUGCCAGUCAGAGGUGGACU